GACGCCAAAUCAUUUCGCGCUUGGCUGUCGGGCGACACAGACGUUUCGUGACAAUUUUAUCGCUUUCUUCUGCUGGAGUCGAAAAUCGUACAAAUCGGAUGGUAUCUGUUUUUUCUUAAAUUCAAAGAGUUAAAAGUGAAAAAAAGUGUAAAGUCAAACGAGACAAGUUUAUUGGACUUUUUAGCGAGAUAAAAAACAAGUUGAAGUCAAUUAAUUAUUUUUUCAUAAAACUGAGUAAGAGAUCUAAAGACCUUACUCCUCACUACCGCUGAACUCUGAACCAGUUGAAUCUCCCCACGUUAAACUAGAAACACUUCAAAACCCUAAACGUAGCUCAUCAUGAAGCACACCAUCGAACAAUUCGCUGAUGCCGAGUUAACGGAACAAAUGUUUAAAAUAGCGAAACGUGAAUUACGCGAGGACAAAUAUGUACGCGAACAAAGUGUGGAGCAAUUACGUAAUUGGGUACAGAAGAACGAAGACUUACGUGAUGUACGACUCGAUGAUGAGUUCCUCUUGCGUUUCCUACGUUGCAAAAAGUUCAGUGUGCCCAUGGCACAACAGACGCUACUCAAAUACCUAAAUGUGCGACGCACCUUCCCACACAUGACCACACAAUUGGACUUUCUCGAGCCGAAACUGAACGACGUUAUUAGCAAUGGCUAUAUAUUCGCCUCACCAAAGCGGGACAAGAACGGCCGACGUGUAGUGAUCAUCAAUGCCAAAGGACUCAAUCCAAAGAUAUACACCAGCAGUGAUCAAGCGCGUGCACAUUUUCUCACUUACGAAUGUCUCAUGGAGGAUCAAGCCACACAGAUUUGUGGCCUAAUACAUGUCGGUGACUUUUCUGGUGUCACCACAGCGCAUGUGACCAAUUGGAAUCCAACAGAAUUUGCGCGUGUUUUCAAAUGGAGCGAGCAGUCACUGCCGCUGCGUCAUAAGGAGAUCCAUUUGGUGAAUGUGCCGGCGACGCUCAAGUGGCUAAUCGAUUUCGUUAAGGGGCGUGUCAGUUCGAAGAUACGCAAUCGUUUGACACUCUACACGCAAGAUAAAGAGUUGGCGAAAUAUGUUGAUCCCUCGUGCCUGCCACAAGAGUUGGGCGGUGAUAUGCCGAUGAAGGCAAUGGUUGAGUUGUGGAAGGAGGAAUUGCUAGCCAAGCGCGAAACCAUAGUCAACUUGGAUAAGAUUGCAUUGCUGAGUGAUCGUGGCAUUUUGCGAAAAAGUAAUUUCAAUGCGGAGAAGAAUGCGAACGGCAUGAAUUUUGUCUCCCAGAUCGAGUCGAUCGAAGGCAGUUUUCGAAAGCUGGAAUUUGAUUAGACAUUAAGCAUUCCCACCAUUGGUGAGAAAGUGUUGAGAAGGUCGAGAGUCGAGCUAAGCUCGGAGGUGAUGUGUUGAUGAUGUGCAUGUUGUGUUAAUUUACUUUACUUAAUCUAAGUUUAAAAUUAAAAGAAAAAAAAAACGGAUAUAAUUAUUAUUAUUACAUUUAAUUUGCGAUCACUGAAGUGCAUUGUGGUAAAAGCACUCCAUGGGGUGGGGUGGGGUGUGGGUUUGUACGCUUGGUUUAGUAUUAGGUGUAGAGAUUACAUAUGUCUAAAAAAAAAAUAUAUAUAAUAUAUACUUAGAUAUAUACAUACAUAUAUAUAUAUGCACUUUAUGAACAAUCCAAAGCUUUGUCCUCCUAUAACAUACAUAUAUGUACAUAUGUAAUUGCGCAAUACUUCAACAGCCUAAUAAAACAUUCGCUUAUUUUUGAAAUAA
Ceratitis capitata (Mediterranean fruit fly) is the source of this 1758-nucleotide messenger RNA. RefSeq names its product alpha-tocopherol transfer protein-like (gene Cralbp). Lineage: Eukaryota; Metazoa; Arthropoda; Insecta; Diptera; Tephritidae. The transcript has 2 exons. Gene Ontology annotation, molecular function: phosphatidylinositol bisphosphate binding. Gene Ontology annotation, cellular component: membrane. The record is from RefSeq and is a predicted model, not a curated record. Bases 340 to 1317 code for a protein of 325 amino acids.